ACAUUGGUAAUAGCAUCGUGCUACACUACCUUCAAAAUACUUUUACACCUUCGGUCGCGCAUCGGAUUCCGUCGCGUGACGUGGAAACAGAGAUCCGCCAUGCCCCCAAAGCGUAAACUUCGCUCUCAAACAAAAACCAGCGACAUAGCGCCCAAUGCUGCCUCCGCAAUCGCAUAUACAGACUCUGGCGGUGCAGCACCAAACAAACGAUCAAAGCUCUCGAAACCCAUAGCGAAAUUCGAGAAGGAGGCGUCGCCAACAAUAUCCACGAUUGCUCCUGCCGCCUCUGCUACCAAUGGAGGCCCCGAAUCCCCCGUUUUUGACCACUCUCGCCCUGAGGAGAAGGCUGGUAUCGUGAAUCGACGCUUCUAUCCCGCAGAGAUGAGCAAUGAGCGGUGCGCCAUGUACAACGACAACAGCAUCCCUCGUCCAAUCGAAGUCCUCAACGAAACACUUUCGUCCACGAAAACUGCGCGCGCUGCGAUCCGCGAUGAACCAGACGAGACAGGUGUGGUGGUUCACUGGUUUAAGCGUGAUCUACGCAUCCGAGACAAUACGUCGCUGAGUCGCGCCAGCACGUUGGCAAAGCAAAAAGGAGGCGGUGUCGUCGCACUCUGGAUCAUGAGUCCUGAAGAUUGGGAGGCACAUCUGGUAAGCCCUGCGAAGUGCGACUUCGAGGUGCGGUCUGUAGAAAGUUUGAAGGAAGAAUUGAUGCGCGAUUUCGGUAUCCCGUUGCACACGGUUGAAGUCCCACGUCGAAAGGACGUCGUAGGGAGAGUGUUGGGGCUAGCGAGGGAAUGGGGAUCACGCAACGUAUUCUGCAAUCUGGAAUACGAAGUCGACGAAUUGCGGCGCGAGGAGAAGUUAGUCAGGCGAGGUGUAGAACAGGGCAUCAAUGUUGAAGUCUUCCACGACGACUGCGUCGUCCCACCCGGCGCCCUCGCAACCGGAGCAGGAAAACAAUACGCAGUAUACUCGCCCUGGUUCCGCUCUUGGAUCCAAUACCUCCACACCAACCCACACAUCCUCGACGAACGCCCCCUCCCAUCCCCCAACCCAGACCCCUUCACCAAAUCCUUCUCGCACCUCCAAGAGCCCCCAACCCCCCAACCUCCUCCCUCAAAACGCCUCUCCUCAGAGUCAGAAACUCGCAUGCACAAGCUCUGGCCCGCAGGCGAAUCCUCAGCACACACCCGCCUAACCCACUUCCUCUCCACCAAAAUCGGCCGCUACGCAACAACCCGCAACUUCCCGUCCCUCUCCAGCACCGCGUGCGUCAGCGUCCACCACGCCGCCGGCACCCUCGCAGCACGUACCUCGGUCCGCUCCGCCCGCGCCAUCAACUCGACCAAGAAACUCGACGCAGGUCUCGAAGGCGUGAAAUCCUGGAUCUCAGAAGUCGCGUGGCGCGACUUCUACCGCCACGUCCUAGUCCACUGGCCGUACGUCUGCAUGCACAAACCCUUCAAAUACGAAUACACAAACAUCGAGUGGGAGUACAACGAUUCGCACUUUGAGGCCUGGAAAGCGGGCCGCACGGGCUAUCCCAUCGUCGACGCCGGAAUGCGAUGCUUGAAAGAGACGGGGUACUUGCAUAACCGCCUCCGCAUGAUCACCGCUUCCUUCCUCUCCAAACACCUCCUUCUCGAUUGGCGUCUCGGCGAGCAGUACUUCAUGAGCCAGCUCGUCGACGGCGAUUUCGCGUCUAAUAACGGUGGGUGGGGGUUUUCGGCGUCUACGGGCGUCGAUCCGCAGCCGUAUUUUCGCGUUUUUAAUCCGUGGUUGCAGGCUGAACGGUUUGAUGAGGAGGGGGAGUUUAUUAGGGAGUGGGUGGAGGAGUUGAGGGGCGUGAAGGGCAGUGCGGUUAGGAAUCCGUUUGAGGCUGGUGGGGAGGCGGCGAGAGAGGCGGAAAAGAAAGGGUAUGCGAGGGAGAUUGUGGUACAUCGGGUUGCGAGGGAGAAGUGCUUGGAGAGAUAUAAGAGCGGGAUUGGACGGGGGACUGCGUGA
This is a messenger RNA of Periconia digitata, 2007 nucleotides long. The record is from the annotation of a GenBank genome assembly. Lineage: Eukaryota; Fungi; Ascomycota; Dothideomycetes; Pleosporales; Periconiaceae.